Strongylus vulgaris is the source of this 210-nucleotide messenger RNA. The record is from the annotation of a GenBank genome assembly. Lineage: Eukaryota; Metazoa; Nematoda; Chromadorea; Rhabditida; Strongylidae.
AUGGCUCCUCCAUCUCCAGCAGAGACUGUGGCAAUGAGUGAAGAUGAUGGGAAUCUUAGGAGAUGUGGGCGAAGUAGUUUUUCGCAAGAGCAGCUUGAACUCUUAGAAUCCUCAUUUACCAAAGAGCCAUACCCGAGUAUAGCUCAACGCUUGGAGUUGGUCAAGAAGACGCAGCUACCAGAGGCAAGAAUUCAGGUACUGUCAAUUUGA